This is a messenger RNA of Sphaerodactylus townsendi, 869 nucleotides long. It is a transcript of the gene FAM237A, whose product is annotated as family with sequence similarity 237 member A. The transcript has 3 exons. The record is from RefSeq and is a predicted model, not a curated record. NCBI's taxonomy places the organism in Eukaryota, Metazoa, Chordata, Lepidosauria, Squamata, Sphaerodactylidae. The coding region runs from base 57 to 596 and encodes 179 amino acids.
UAGAGUGAAGGCGACAGACUGACCUGCCCGGGAUCAAGGGAGGUUCCAGAAACCCAAUGGAUUCUGGGAUCUCAAAGAAGGCUCCCAGCAACAUGAGAUUCACCGGCUCUCUUUUCAUGAUGGGCGUGUUGUGUGUGAUGCCGUUCUUCUGCCAUAGCCAGCUUGACCCCCUGGCUCUUGGCCGCGCUGACCCCCAGUGCUGGGAAUCCUCGUCACUUACCCUGCUGGAGAUGAGGAAGCCCCCGAUUUCUGACUCGGUCGGAGGCUUUUGGGAUUUCAUGCUCUUCUUGAAGUCGUCUGAUAAUCUGAAGCACGGGGUGCUGUUCUGGGAUCUGGCGCAGCUCUUCUGGGAUAUCUACGUGGAAUGUGUACUUUCCAGGACCCAUGGCCUAGGGAAAAGGCAGCUGGAUGAAGGUCGGCCACAAAUUGCAGCUCUUCCGUCUUGGAUCACAAGGAGGAUUUUGUCACAGAUUCAAGUGAUUCCUGUAGUGGAGAAGAAAGAACUGAACAAAGAUCUAAUAAACAUACAAGUGCUCAGGAGUGAGUCUGCUUUCCUCCGAAGAAUUACUGGGCAGAUAAGAAUGAAGAAGAAAUGAACACGUUUCGAAUGGGCCAGUUGAUUUCUGUUUGUUUGUUUUUUAAAUAAUGCUAUUCCUGGUGAUUUUGUUUUUGUUUUGUACUUUUAAUUGCAUUUACAAUUGUGAGAAGGGAAUGCCUGUACUGUUUGGAUCUGGCGAAAAAAAGCAACUGCAACAUUAAAUCCCACCAAAUUUAGCAGGACUGACGUUUUUGGCAACUUCCGUUCCUUUCAAUGGGAUUUACUUGGAGCUACAACCUUGGGUAAUUUAAAAAAAACCGCAAGCUGGUAG